Messenger RNA from Castor canadensis (American beaver), 1611 nucleotides. It is a transcript of the gene Hexa, whose product is annotated as hexosaminidase subunit alpha. Gene Ontology annotation, cellular component: lysosome; membrane. The record is from RefSeq and is a predicted model, not a curated record. Gene Ontology annotation, biological process: ganglioside catabolic process; glycosaminoglycan metabolic process; carbohydrate metabolic process. Gene Ontology annotation, molecular function: beta-N-acetylhexosaminidase activity. Lineage: Eukaryota; Metazoa; Chordata; Mammalia; Rodentia; Castoridae.
GAAAACGACGUGUGUUGGAGAAGAACAUGUUGAUUGUCUCUGUGACCACAGCGGGAUGUAACGACUUUCCUACUUUGGAGUCAGUGGAAAAUUACACCCUGAACAUAAAUGAUGACCAGUGUUUACUCCAGUCUCAGAGUAUCUGGGGUGCUCUCCGAGGUCUGGAGACUUUUAGCCAACUUGUUUGGAGAUCUGCUGAGGGCACGUUCUUUAUCAACAAGACCAAAGUUGAGGACUACCCCCGCUUCCCUCACCGGGGCUUGCUGUUGGAUACAUCUCGCCAUUACCUGCCGCUGUCUGUCAUCCUGGACACACUGGACGCCAUGGCGUACAGUAAGCUCAGCGUGCUGCACUGGCAUCUGGUGGAUGACUCUUCCUUCCCCUACGAGAGCCUCGCUUUCCCAGAGCUCUCCAGAAAGGGGUCCUAUAACCCUGUCACCCACAUUUACACAGCACAUGAUGUGAAAGAAGUCAUCGAGCAUGCGCGACUGCGGGGCAUCCGAGUUUUGGCAGAAUUUGACACUCCUGGCCACACUUUGUCCUGGGGACCAGGUAUCCCCGGGUUACUGACUCCUUGCUACUCUGGGACUGAGCCCUCUGGCACCUUUGGACCAGUGAAUCCCAGUCUCAACAAUACCUAUGAGUUCAUGAGUACAUUCUUCUUGGAAAUCAGCUCUGCCUUCCCGGAUUUUUAUCUUCACCUCGGAGGAGACGAAGUUGAUUUCACCUGCUGGAGGUCCAACCCAGAUAUCCAGAAGUUCAUGAAAAAGAAGGGCUUUGAUGACUUCAAGCAGCUGGAGUCCUUCUACAUCCAGACGCUGCUGAACAUUGUCUCUGCUUAUGACAAGGGCUACGUGGUGUGGCAGGAGGUGUUUGACAACAAAGUAAAGGUUCGGCCAGACACUAUCAUACAGGUAUGGCGAGAAGAAAUACCAGUAGGCUACAUGAAGGAGGUAGAAGCAAUCACCAAGGCUGGCUUCCGGGCCCUACUCUCUGCCCCCUGGUACCUGAACCAUAUAACUUAUGGCCCUGACUGGAAGGACAUGUAUGCAGUGGAACCUCUGGCAUUUGACGGUACCGCCAAGGAAAAGUCUCUGGUGAUUGGUGGAGAGGCCUGUAUGUGGGGAGAGUAUGUGGACAGCACAAACCUGGUCCCCAGGCUCUGGCCCAGAGCCGGGGCCGUUGCUGAGCGGCUGUGGAGCAGCAACUCGACAAGAAACGUGGACUUCGCCUUCAGCCGUUUGUCACGCUUCCGCUGUGAGCUGCUGAGGCGAGGUGUCCAGGCCCAGCCUCUCAGUAUAGGCUACUGCGAGCAGGAGUUUGAGGAGACCUGAGCCGACAGCUCCAGGCACCAAGGAGGGUGCUGGCCCUAGGAGAGCAGCAGUGGGGCCAGGCGUCCACUGCGUCCCAGCCGGGGACGGAGCCCCUCGACCCCGUGCCCUGUGCCUGGAGAUGAGGAGGCCGGUGCUGGCACUGGUGUUCAAUAAAGAGUGAUGUGCCAUUUUUCUAUGAUGAGCAUGGGUAACCUGUGUAAAAAGGAAGAAAUGCAGGUGAUGCAGUGGCUUACGCCUGUAAUCCCAGCUACUCAGAAGGACGAGAUCAGGAGGAUCU